Messenger RNA from Cylicocyclus nassatus, 1166 nucleotides. The record is from the annotation of a GenBank genome assembly. NCBI's taxonomy places the organism in Eukaryota, Metazoa, Nematoda, Chromadorea, Rhabditida, Strongylidae.
ACUAUCACUAUAUUGCUCUUUUUUCAGCACAUUUAGAUUAUAUGGAACGAUAGGAAAUGCUCUCGAGAUCUCAGUCUUUCACAGCUUGCUUUCGCAUAUGUUCGUCUUGGACAACUGCUUCUUCGAGGGUUUACCCUGUGAUCUCUAAGAGAUGGACUACCUCAAGCUCCAGCGAUACUGUUCCUACAUUGGAAACACCUCCACAUUCAAGAUCAAUAAAGCUGCCCACACCGGCUGACCUCGUAGAUGCUGCACCUCCCGCUCUCAAGCCUUAUUUGCAAUUGAUGCGCCUUCAUACUCCAACUGGGUCAUGGUUACUUUAUUGGCCAUGCACUUGGUCUAUCGCAUUGGCUACUCCUGCAGGUCAACUACCUUCACUUUACUAUCUUCUCUUAUUUGGAGCCGGGUCUGUUUUGAUGCGCGGUGCGGGAUGUGUUGUGAAUGACAUUUUGGACAAAGAAUAUGAUAAACGGGUAGAACGUACAAAAAUGCGUCCUCUAGCUUGCGGGACUUUGAAUCAACGGCAAGCCAUCUCAUUCCUGGCCGUUCUUCUAUCUUCUUCUCUUGCUAUAUUAUUGCAGUUCAACUGGUUCAGCGUCGCUGUGGGCGCCUCAUCCUUGAUUGCUAUAGUGAUAUACCCUUUGGCAAAGCGGUACACUUACUGGCCACAGUUUGUUCUUGGGCUCACGUUCAACUGGGGUGCACUACUCGGCUGGUCGGCCGUGCAAGGGUCACUCAGUUACGCACCGAUCGCGCUCUACUUAUCUGCCCUUCAGUGGACUCUUCUGUACGAUACGAUUUAUGCGCAUCAGGACAAAACGGAUGACAUAAUGAUAGGCGUGAAGUCUACCGCGCUUCUUUUUGGAGACAAAACAAAAUAUUGGUUGACCGGCUUUGGUACCGCUGCCAUUGCUGGUCUUGCUGUCACUGGUCAGCUUGCUGAACAGACUUGGCCGUACUACGUCGGCUUAGCAGCUACUUCUCUGCACUUUGGAUGGCAAAUCGGCACUCUAGACAUAAAUGACGGAAGCGACUGCUGGAAAAAGUUCAGAUCUAACCGAUGGAUGGGCGCCAUACUGUUUUCUGGAAUUGUUGCCGGCACUCUUCUGAAGGAAGAUGAGAGCUCUGAUUUCAAACUUGAAGAUGACGAAGACAAUGAAGUCUGA